Messenger RNA from Aspergillus steynii IBT 23096, 1893 nucleotides. RefSeq lists its product as uncharacterized. The record is from RefSeq and is a predicted model, not a curated record. The transcript is spliced from 2 exons. NCBI's taxonomy places the organism in Eukaryota, Fungi, Ascomycota, Eurotiomycetes, Eurotiales, Aspergillaceae. The coding region runs from base 1 to 1893 and encodes 630 amino acids.
AUGAACCCGUUCAAGAAAAUCGAUCGUCUCACCCCCGAAUCCUCCUUUGACAGCGCAGGAUGGGCCACCAAGAUCCUCGACAAGGCCAUGGUCGCAGUCGGCUCUUACGGUGACAAGGCCGUCUACGGUGCCUGCGCCGUGGGAAUGGCCGGCGCCAUCCAUGCCACCGCGGCUGGCGCGAUUGCCUACCAGGUGGUCCAGGGAGUCGGGCAGCUUCGCCAGAUCGCCGGCCAUCUGGACGGCAUCAACAACACGCUGUCCAGGGACCACGCCCUGAACGCACCUCCCGCGUUUGCGGACUUCGUCUACAACAUGGUCAAGAACAUGAUUGGCAGCUCGUCCUCUAGCGCUUGGUACUUUGUGUAUCAUCCCGACACGUACUGGACCCAUCAUUUCUCGAAUCAGAUCCGCUCGGAGGGACCACUCGGCAAGCGCUUCAUCGGCAUCUUUCAGGACCUCGACAUGGCCGUCAUCUUCAUGCGUGCCAUGAGGCAGGCGCUUGCACAAGAUCCCCAGAUGCAACAGGAUCCCCCACAUUUUAAGCUUCUGAUCCCGGCUUAUUAUCCGAUCGUGAUCACCUCGCCUCUGCAGUUCCCCAAGGAACUGGAGCCCUUCAACCUCUACUGCGACACGCAUGACGGACAGCCCUUGGUCUGGAUGAACCUGCCUGGCGUCGAGAAAGGAAUACAUGACAACAUCGGGCUGUACAAGCCCUCGCAGAGCAUCAUCAGCAAGCUCUUUGGCUCCAAGCAGAACUCGGCCCCGCGAACCUUGGGCACCCUCAGCGAAGCCGACGCAGGAAAGCUGUAUGACCUCACCGAACGGAAUGUCAACAUCGAGCACGCCACCGAACAAGAAAGAAAGGAGAGAUCCAACAGAAGAGCCUCCCGCUCGAACAGCAGUCUGCUGAGAGAGAAUCUGGCCCGCCUUGAAGACGACGCGCCCCCCGCGUAUGACCAACAUUCGUUUUGCAACGGCAAUAACCGACCCAACAACUCGAGAAACAGCCCCGAGCGAGGCCAGAAGAAUGAGUUCGCGAGGUCCAGCACUGAGGACUACCCCAGAUACCAGAACAACCGAGAGUAUCAGAGAUAUGGCUCCGACGAGAAGAUGCCUCUCUGCGGACGAAACGAGUUCUCACGAUGCAGGAGUGAGGAAUAUCCGAAGUAUCCCAACAACAAAGAAUACCAGAAAUACUCCGACGACGAGAAGCGCCCGAAGGCUCGCAAGAGUGAGUUCGAGAACUGCCAGACUGAGGACUACCCCAAAUACUCCACCAAAGAAUAUCAGAAAUACCCCGAGGAUGAGAAACGCCUCAGAUUCAAGAGCGAGUUCGAGACCUGCAAAAACGGCGACUAUCCCAAGUACGAGAACGACAAAGAGUACCGGAAAUACGACCUGGAUGAGAGACCUCCUCUCUGCGGACGAAGCAAGAGCCAAGAAUACUCCAGAUACCACAGCACCAAGGAGUAUCAGAAAUCUCCCAAGGACGAAAAGUCCCCCAAGUCCUCGAAGGACGAAUUCGAGCGGUGCAAGACUCAGGAUUAUCCGAAAUACGAGAACGACGAGGAAUACCAGAAGUACGAGGAGGACGACGAGACGGACAUCUGGAACAGCGAUGACGGAAUGGACAACGCCUCCACCAUCGCGUCGGUUGCAUUCCUCGACGAAGACGACGAAGGAGGCGAGGCGUCAGAUCGCGAUCGAACAUCCGAUCGUAAGCCCCGGUACCUUUCUCGCCGACACAGGUCUCCCCGAAAGAGUACCGCCUCUCUCGUCUCCAGCAUUGCUCCGACCGAGAGCGUUCUGUCCUCCACCCACGGGUCCCACAAGGGCUAUCGCAAGAAGCGCAGACGCAGACGCACCCACAGCCGGACUGUGUCGAGAGCCUGA